AUGGCGAGGCCGCGCCGGGGGCGGUGCGCCUACCAGCAGCGGUUGCGGUCCCGCAGCAGCGGGGGCGAGGACGAGGACGACGAGGAGGGGAGCGACGUCGAAGGCGGCACCAGCUCCGACGACCAGGAGGUCGAGUGGAGCCAGAGCGGCACGGCGAGCAGCGGCACGGCGAGCAGCGCCACCGGCGGCAGCGCCACGGGCGGCAGCGAGCUGGGCGGCAGCGAGCUGGGCGGCAGCGGGGCGGACGAGUCGGACGAGUCGGACGGGAGCGUCGGCCCGUGGCGGCGCGUCGCGGCCAAGUGUAGGGUGGCGAGCACGCAGGCGUGCGAGGACAAGCUGGAGAAGCGGUUCCCUGAGCAGUGGCACGAGGACGUCGUCGUUCCGAACAUCAAGCUCGGGGCGAGGGUGGCGAUGUUCACAGGGCUUGCAUAUCUGCUGUUUUUCGGUCAGACCAUGGGUAUCAUUCACGAAAUGGUUUGUGGUGGUAAUCACCGAUCAAUGUUUUCGGACGCGAAUAGUUUUGUUUUCUAUUUCAGCUCAUUUUUCGGAACAGCCUACUGCAUUCGGCGGCCAACUCUUCUUGCAUACAAAGCGGUAGUGUUCGUAAUAUUUGUGAGUUGGUUGGUCUCUGAUUUGUUUGUUGGAGUCGACUACCGUAGUUUCACGUCUGUACUGUAUUGUGCUGAUGUUACGGGGGAGUUGACAUGCCAUUCCUGUGUCUUCCCGUCCUACAACAUGAUGCUGGAUGCUAUGAUUUGGGUAUUGCUGCAGCCGAGUGUGUGUGCGAAGAAGUCUUGGAUGAACUGCUUGUUCGGGAUAUGGAUGGUCUGCUUCUGUAGUGCCGGUGUUCUUUAUCACAGAGACGACAGUGUUAUGGAUAAGUACGCGGGUCUGUUCGACCUGUUUGUGGGAGCAUCAUUCUUAUCUUUUUUGGAAUGGUUCGCGGUGAGAAGGAAGAGACGCGCCAUGCGGUCAGAGCAGCUUAAAUUCAAGCUGGACCUUGAUCAUAUGCUGACCACACGGAGCAUGUACGACGUGCUCAAACACAUGGUGCCUUCAUUCGUCAUCGUCCCGCUAUUGAACAGCCCUGCUUGCAGGGUGGACGUUCCCAAUAUCGAGCGAGCGUCCGUCAUGUUUAUCUGUCUGGUAGGCUUUGAUGUGCAGGCCCGAAGCCUCACUGCUUCGGAGCUGCUGGGCCUCCUGAACAGGUCUUUCAUAGAGUUCGACAGAGUGUGCCAGACUCACCGGGUCACCAAGAUCGAGACGUGGAUGGAGGAUCGGGGUACGUCUGCGCGGUCGGCGUCGUCCCCUCCGAGGUUGAGGAGAGCGCCAGGUGGGGCCACGGCGCCCUCCUGGCCCGCCUGCUCCGGGCCGCCACCGCGAUGCUGGAGUUCCAGCCCGCGCCCGAAGCCGACGUCACCUUCAAGGUGGGCAUCCACACGGGGCCGGUCGUGGCCGGGGUGGUGGGCGGAAAGUUGCCCCGUUUCCGGCUGUUCGGUGACACCGUGA
Messenger RNA from Prorocentrum cordatum, 1509 nucleotides. The record is from the annotation of a GenBank genome assembly. Lineage: Eukaryota; Dinophyceae; Prorocentrales; Prorocentraceae.